CACUAGUCAUCCUUGCCAGUAUGUUUACAUUUCCCUUGCCUGCGGUCUCUUUAUCAAGCAAUGGGUUUGUUCUGCAUCUAGUAUAAAGUCAGUGAGUGGGGGUUUCACACACACACGUCCUGCACACAUGCAGCAUGCUCAGAAUGACACGGACAAGUACAGUAUUGAGCAUUCUCAUCUUGUUUCUUCAUACCACUUUUGGGGAAAGUGGUUACACCUCAGCAGAUGGUGAUGGGACCUUCGGAGAUGAUGAACCUGACAAUUUUGAUAUUGACUGUUUCAGCCAGCUGGAAUUUAAGGAUUCCUAUAGCAGCUUGACCUGCAAUUUUACAGAGCUGCCUCCUCACAACACUAACUAUACCCUGGCUAUGUGUACCAAGGAAGACAGCAGUUACCCGUGUUUCAAUAUGGAGAAGCAAGAUGAUGUUUAUUUUUUACAAUUCACCGACAUACUCUCAAAUAAAGACAUUUGUGUGGAAUAUGAGAUAAAGAGAAGGGUCUGCAGGAGUCUGAUUGUAACUGACAUUGUCAAGCCUGAGGUACCGUUUGACAUAAACAUAACGUACCAAAAGGAGGCAAAUGAAUAUCUUGUUCAUUAUAGUACACCACACUCACGGAAGAAAUAUUUAAAGGACAAAUUAAUACACCAGAUAGCCUAUCGGCAGGAAGAAAGCACUUGGAAGACCAUAGAAUCACCAUACCUUCAGAUAAAGUUACUCGGAAAAAACCUCGAAACAGAUGCAUUGUAUGAAGUGAAAGUACGUUCUCAGCCCAAUGGAGAUUACUUUAAGGGCAUGUGGAGUGAGUGGAGCACUUCGAAGAGCUUCAGGACCACAGGAAAGCACUCUACAGACAACUAUAGCAGCAUGUUCAUGAUUAUACUCUCCAUCCCAGGAUUCAUUCUGUCAGUUGUCAUGAUUGUUCUGAUCCUAAUGUUUUGGGAAAGCAGGAUCAAGCCUGUUGUGUGGCCAAACCUUCCUGAUCAUAAAAUAACUCUGGAGCGACUGUGUAAGAAGCCAAAAAAUAAUUUUGAUAUAAGCUUUAACCCAGAGAGUUUUGGUUAUGUUUUUAUCCAUGAAGUGGAUGGCAUUCAAGCAAAAGUCGAACAGGAAAAUUUUCUGCAGCCACCAUCUACUCCUGAGACAGAUAUUCCAUCAAAGUUUAGGAGUGGAUCAGACCUGAAGCGAAACCCUGCAAGGACUGACAAAAGUAGCCCGAACCUGUCUAUGAAUUAUGGAGGUAUCUGGUCUGCAGAGGCUCUUCAUGGACUCCUUGGUAGCAGCCAGUCUACAGACACUGCUGACAUCUGCAGCUCUGGCAUGUAUGAGCUGUGCCACAGCAGCAGGGUGCCUCUGUGUGAUAAUAGUUUUCACCUUCCUUCUGCUCCUCCCAUGGAUCCUCCACAACAACCUGGACCAGAGCCCCAGAAUGGCAACAUGGUACCACUUAAGACUGAAUUGAAGUCACCAAGUGAUGAAGAAGCCUAUGUCACCAUGUCUAGCUUUUACAAAAAUCAGUAGGCCUUGCAGAUAUCACGAAACACUGCCUUUUCCCUAGAACAAGCAGGAAACUGUAGCUCUCUAUUUUGUUAUCCUGUGUUCCGUCUCAUCUAGUUCCCAUCUCCAUCACACCCUGCUCACAGUGCAAUCUGUAUGAAGAUGUGUGGAUUCUUCUGCCUUUCAGUGAGUGGCCCAACUUCUGCCCUCUGUGUUCCAGCAGCAAUCUCCACUGCAGGAAAAAUGUAAUUUAAUUUAAAUGGCCUUCAGAUCUGAUUAAUCCAGAGCAAUGACACUGUACUCCUGGACAAGGAUAACAGCACAUCUAAAAGAGGUGAAGCCUUCUGUUAAGAUCUUAUUAAUGCCUAAACAAGAAAUAUGGCAACAAGUUCAAGUGAAACAGAAUCUGAUCCUUCUCACACUAGA
Messenger RNA from Meleagris gallopavo (turkey), 1922 nucleotides. It is a transcript of the gene IL7R, whose product is annotated as interleukin 7 receptor. The record is from RefSeq and is a predicted model, not a curated record. NCBI's taxonomy places the organism in Eukaryota, Metazoa, Chordata, Aves, Galliformes, Phasianidae. Gene Ontology annotation, molecular function: cytokine receptor activity; protein binding. Gene Ontology annotation, biological process: hemopoiesis; positive regulation of receptor signaling pathway via JAK-STAT; cytokine-mediated signaling pathway. Gene Ontology annotation, cellular component: external side of plasma membrane; membrane.